UUGCUCUUACUUCCGGUUCGCAGCGUACAGUCAAGAAGAGCAAGCACGAUACGCCGCCAAGGUGGCCUCAGUCGACUAGCAAUGCAGCUCGUGCCGCGAGAGAUCGAUAAACUGACCAUCUCUAAUCUGGGAUUUCUGGCCCAGCGGAGAUUGGCCCGGGGAGUGAGGUUGAAUCAUGCAGAAGCGACUGCGUUGAUCGCAUCCAAUCUCCAAGAGCUUAUUCGAGAUGGCAACAAUUCGGUGGCAGAUCUCAUGACGAUCGGCAAGGAGAUGCUUGGACGUCGACAUGUCCUACCCUCUGUCGUGGCCACCUUGAAACAAGUUCAAGUUGAAGGAACUUUUCCCACUGGGACCAACCUGAUCACCGUGGUCAAUCCCGUUUGUUCGGAUGAUGGCGACCUGGAGAAAGCCCUCUACGGAAGCUUUUUGCCUGUGCCGCCGAAAGAAACGUUCCCGGAUCCUGAUCCGGAUGACUAUCAGCCAGAGAAGAUGCCUGGCGCUGUGAUACCCCUCAAAACGAGCAAGAAAAUUGAGCUCAAUGCCGGGAGAAAUAGAAUUAUGCUUAAAGUGACAAGUCGAGGAGACCGGCCCAUUCAGGUUGGUUCACACUAUCAUUUUAUAGAGGUGAAUCCACAAUUGGACUUCGACCGUGCGAAGGCGUACGGAUAUCGCCUUGACAUCCCAGCUGGGACGUCUAUCCGCUUUGAACCCGGUGCUACCAAGGCAAUCCCUCUCGUCGAAAUUGGCGGCAAGAGAAUCAUUCGAGGGGGCAACCACAUCGCCGUCGGGCAAGUGGAUUUCCGAAGAGUUGAUGAAAUCAUCAUGCGUCUGCAAAAAGCUGGAUUUGCGUACACUCCGGAGCCUAAACAGGAUGCUCAUUUGAUCGAGCCAUUUUCAAUGACGCGGGAAGCAUAUGCUCGAAUGUUUGGUCCUACCACUGGAGAUGUAGUCAAGCUAGGAACCACAGAUUUGUGGAUUAAAGUCGAAAAGGACCUGACCUACUAUGGUGACGAAUGUUCAUUCGGUGGUGGCAAGACCAUAAGAGACGGGAUGGGGCAAGCUACAGGAAGGCAUUCCGUGGAUGUCCUGGAUACAGUCCUGGUGAACGCGCUAAUUGUCGAUUGGACGGGUAUUUACAAGGCUGAUAUUGGACUAAAAGAUGGAUUGAUCUGCGGAAUCGGCAAAGCUGGAAACCCAGACAUGAUGGAUGGUGUCACCCCCAACAUGAUAGUUGGCUCUUCGACAGAUGUUAUCGCAUGUGAAGGAAAAAUUGUCACUGCAGGAGGAAUUGACACACACGUCCAUUUUAUAUGCCCACAGCAGGUCGAGGAAGCCCUCGCCUCCGGAGUCACGACUCUUCUCGGUGGCGGCACCGGUCCAACUGAGGGAUCAAAUGCGACUACAUGCACACCGGCUCCAAAUCAGUUCAAGACGAUGAUGCAGGCUUGUGAUCAUCUUCCAAUAAACGUUGGCCUUACAGGCAAAGGUAAUGACAGCGGUCUUCCAUCUCUGAGGGAUCAAUGCCGUGCAGGAGCCGCUGGCUUGAAGGUGCAUGAAGAUUGGGGUGCAACGCCGGCUGUCAUUGAUACAUGCCUCCAGGUCUGCGACGAGUUCGAUAUUCAAUGUCUCAUCCAUACCGACACCCUGAACGAAUCUGGCUUCGUUGAACAGACCAUCAAUGCCUUUAAAAAUCGAGUGAUUCAUACGUACCACACUGAGGGUGCUGGAGGAGGCCACGCUCCAGAUAUCAUAUCCGUCGUCGAGAAGCCAAACGUCCUGCCCAGCAGUACGAAUCCCACUCGUCCGUAUACGGUAAAUACUUUAGAUGAACAUCUGGACAUGGUAAUGGUCUGCCAUCAUUUGUCCAAAGAUAUUCCUGAAGACGUGGCUUUUGCGGAAAGCCGGAUCCGAUCCGAGACAAUUGCUGCAGAAGACGUUCUUCAUGACACGGGAGCCAUCAGCAUGCUAUCCUCGGACUCUCAAGCUAUGGGACGCUGUGGAGAAGUUGUUGUUCGGACAUGGAACACUGCACAUAAGAAUAAAAUGGAACGAGGGCGACUCAAGGAAGAUGAAGGGACGGAUUCUGAUAAUUUUAGGGUUAAACGGUAUAUCAGCAAGUACACCAUCAACCCUGCCAUUGCACAGGGGAUGGCCCACACUAUUGGGAGCGUGGAAGUUGGCAAGACCGCUGAUUUGGUUCUGUGGAAAUUUGCCAACUUUGGGACUAAACCGAGUAUGGUCUUGAAGUCUGGAAUGGCUGUCUCAGCGCAGAUGGGUGAUCCCAAUGGCUCUAUCCCCACAAUCGAGCCUAUUAUUAUGAGGCCUAUGUACGCUAGUCUUAACCCUAAAGCCUCAAUCAUGUUCGUAUCCCAAGCAUCCAUCAAGCUUGGUAUCAUCGACAGUUACCACCUGAAGAAGCGGAUCGAGCCAGUGAAGAAUUGUCGGAAUAUAAGCAAGAGAGAUAUGAAAUUUAAUGAUAUUAUGCCCAAAAUGAGAGUCGAUCCGGAGAGCUAUGUUGUCGAGGCUGACGGGGAAGAGUGCACCGCUGAGCCAGUGUCAGAGUUGCCUUUAACACAAGAUUAUUUCGUUUACUGAAAAUUGGUGGAGACCAUAGAACGUCUCCACAGAUUAGUCGUGGAAAAGUAAUGCUCAUGGCGAUAGUAUCCUUCUGUACCUGUUUUGAUGAAUAUUAGUACAUUUUAUU
Coccidioides posadasii C735 delta SOWgp is the source of this 2704-nucleotide messenger RNA. RefSeq names its product Urease (gene URE1). The record is from RefSeq and is a predicted model, not a curated record. Lineage: Eukaryota; Fungi; Ascomycota; Eurotiomycetes; Onygenales; Onygenaceae. Gene Ontology annotation, biological process: urea catabolic process. Gene Ontology annotation, cellular component: urease complex. Gene Ontology annotation, molecular function: nickel cation binding; urease activity.